Molecule: messenger RNA, 1182 nt
Organism: Rhinichthys klamathensis goyatoka
Lineage: Eukaryota; Metazoa; Chordata; Actinopteri; Cypriniformes; Leuciscidae
Exons: 7
Coding region: 37-1164 (375 amino acids)
Source: RefSeq, a predicted model, not a curated record
GCUGCCGUGUCUGGUUUCUUCCCUGCUCUGAGUUAGAUGAGUGAUUAUCAGACGGCCAUCGUGCUGGACAGCGGGUCGGGUUUGAUGAAGGCAGGGUUUGCAGACCAGGAUCUUCCAACCACGGUGUUCCCGACGGUCAUCGGCCGGCCCAAAUAUGAGGAGAUCCUGAGCGGUAGCGUGGACCGAGCGGUGUACAUCGGGCACGAUGCGCAGCACAUGAGAGGAGUGCUAGCGCUGAAGUAUCCCAUCAGGAACGGCAUAGUGCGCAACUGGGAUGAGAUGGAGAUGAUCUGGGAUCACGCGUUCCAGCAUCUGUCGGUGCGUCCCGAGGAUCACCCGGUGCUGCUGACCGAAGCCGCCAUGAACCCGCGGCAGAACCGGCAGCGCAUGGUGGAGCUGAUGUUCGAGGCCUUCAGCGUCCCGCUGGCGUUCGUGGCCCUGCAGGCGGUGCUGGCGCUCUACGCCUCAGGCCGCACCACCGGUGUGGUGCUGGACUCUGGAGACGGCGUCAGUCACAGUGUUCCUGUGUUCGAGGGUUACUGUCUCCCUCACGCCGUGCAGCGCUUCAACCUCGCCGGAGCCGACGUCACCCUGCAGCUGCAGAAGCUGCUGCUGGAGCAAGGCGUGUGCAUGCGCACGUCAGCGGAGCUGGAGAUCGUGCGUGAGAUGAAGGAGAGAUGCUGCUGUGUGGCUCUGGAUUAUGAAGCGGAGCUGAAGAGCGCAGGAUCGGCCUCCUCAGAGGUUCAGUACACACUCCCUGACGGGCGGCUCGUCUCGCUGGCCUCCGAACGCUUCCGGGCUCCUGAAAUCCUCUUCAGGCCGGAGCUGAUUGGACGAGAGCAUUAUGGGAUGCAUGAGAGCGUGUUCAGGUCCAUCAUGCAGUCGGACAUCGACCUCCGGCGCAGCUUUGUGGGAAACAUCCUCCUGUCAGGCGGGAACACGCUGCUGCCGGGCCUCCCGGAGCGCCUCCAGCAGGAGGUGUGUGAUGUGUGUGCGUCAGAUCUGAGUGUGUGUGUGCGGGUCAUCAGUCCUCCGGAGCGGGACUCCUCAGUGUGGAGCGGUGGAGCGGCGCUGGCCAGCAGAGCCGAGCUCAGCGGGGCCUGGAUCAGUGCGCAGGAGUACCAGGAGUUCGGCCCGCACAUCGUCUUCAGGAAGUGCUUCUGAACACACACUUUUACAGGG